Molecule: messenger RNA, 1341 nt
Organism: Bursaphelenchus xylophilus (pine wood nematode)
Lineage: Eukaryota; Metazoa; Nematoda; Chromadorea; Rhabditida; Aphelenchoididae
Source: the annotation of a GenBank genome assembly
AUGGAAAAUCCGAGCACUUCGGAAUAUCGAGGAGGUGAAUUCAAUGUUCAUCUUGAUCGAACGGCCCGGAAGAAGCGAGGAAAGCCAAAAAAUGAUCUUCUGAAUGUAAUUCGACGCCAAGGAGGUGGCAGAAAGGCCUUCAAGGAUCUAAAGUGAGUUUUUACGUUAUUUAUUUCGAGUUUUAGGUAUUUUAUCAGCAAAAAUUGAUGGUUUUUAUAUUCGUCAUGAUCAACAUCAAUAUUUUUAGGUACGAUGAGCUCAAACCGAUGUAUGAACUGUGGUGCGGGUAUUUUAAGUCAGUAUUAGAGGAAGUUCGAGAAGAUCUCGAUCAGAGACUGUUGAAACUGGACUUUCACGGAUCAAUUUUGAUGGUUUCAACGGCAGAUAACCCAUCAAUGGUAAAUCAACGUUUUGUCUGUCUUAAUUUGAAUUUUCUUUAGAUUGGAUUAAAUGGAAUCGUCGUUUAUGAAUCGAAGAAGACAUUUCAGCUUAUAACACGGAAGAAUAAACUUAUUGGUAAGAGUUUUGCGGAUUUUUUGUUGUUCUUUAGAUACGGCCGUAUACGGGGCAAAAAGAACUGACAAGGGAAGUACCCCAAGUGCGACGCUCAGAUUUUCUUUAAAUUUUGCACACACGUCGGGUAUGGACUACGUAUCAAUUCCUGAAAGUUUUAGCUCGCGCUUUGCAAGCGCCGCCGAGAUAUUGAACGAUCUUUGCCGCCGAGAGAGCAUGCUAAGCGCGGAGAUCGGUCAGGGAGAAAAACACUUUUUGGCCAUAACUUCGCUAGUUUCGUACGGGAAAAAUUCAUUUUUUGUGGAAGCAUUACCCAUUACAAUAGAAAUACGCAUGAAACUUUUCGUGUCGAAAUUCGGUAAAAAGUCUCAAAUUUUCGCCAACUUUGGAUCUAAAAAUCUCGGUUGUUUCUGCAAAGCGCGAGCUAAGAUUCUCGCAUAUAUCUUAGAAAAAGUUAUUCUAAAUUUGUGCCAAGUUUCAUCGAAAUCUGAGCGUCGCACUUGGGGUACUUCCCCUGUGAGUUAUGUGGAAGUGAGGAUAUUAUGGGGUCAUGAUCUUUGAAUAUCUAGGAAUAAUAUCUGUCUAAUAACUCCUCUGAAAGUUUCAUUCCAAUACCUUGAAGGGUUCUUGAGAACCAGCCGAUUUUCUACAUUAUCCAUGACACUUGAUAACUUUUUUCUUUCAGUGAUCCCAAAACAAGGUACAACGUUUCAGUUUGUCUUCCAGAAGAAAGUAUACACGAUAUUUGGUGAUGCCAUUCAACAGCAACCAUAUCUUCGAGGGAAACGGGUCAAACAUCGGGCAACUUUACCAUUCCUUUUAAAAUAA